AUGGCGACCUCCAUGGUCUGCCUGGUAGCGCUCUGCCUCGUGUCUCCGCUGCUCCUCGCCGGCGCCGUCCACGGCAACCCGGGCUACGGCGGCCUGUUCCCGCAGUUCUACGACCACUCGUGCCCCAAGGCAAAGGAGAUCGUGCACUCCAUGGUGGCGCAGGCCGUGGCCAGGGAGACCAGGAUGGCCGCCUCCCUCGUCAGGCUGCAUUUCCAUGACUGCUUCGUCAAGGGGUGCGACGCGUCCGUGCUGCUUGACAACAGCACCAACAUCAUCAGCGAGAAGGGGUCCAACCCCAACAAGAACUCCCUCAGGGGCUUCGAGGUCGUCGACCAGAUUAAGGCCGCCCUCGAGGCCGCCUGCCCCGGCACUGUCUCCUGUGCCGACAUCCUCGCCCUCGCCGCCCGUGACUCCACUAUCCUCGUUGGCGGGCCUUUCUGGGACGUGCCGCUCGGGCGGAGGGACUCUCUUGGCGCCAGCAUCCAGGGCUCCAACCAAGGCAUCCCGGCGCCCAACAACACCCUCCCCACCAUCAUCACCAAGUUCAAGCGCCUCGGCCUCAACGUCGUGGACGUCGUCGCGCUCUCAGGUGGCCACACCAUCGGCCUCUCCCGGUGCACCAGCUUCCGGCAGAGGCUGUACAACCAGUCGGGCAACGGCCUCGCCGACGGCACGCUGGACGUGUCCUUCGCCGCGCAGCUGAGGCAGGGCUGCCCCCGCUCCGGCGGCGACGACAACCUCUUCCCGCUCGACGCCGUCAGCUCCACCAAGUUCGACAACUUCUACUUCAAGAACAUCCUCGCCGGCAGGGGACUCCUGAGCUCCGACGAGGUACCACUGCAGAGGCUGUACAACCAGUCGGGCAACGGCCUGGCAGACAGCACACUGGAUGUGUCCUACGCGGCGCAACUAAGGCAGGGGUGCCCCCGCUCCGGCGGCGACAACAAUCUCUUCCCACUCGACGUCGUCAGCUCGACCAAGUUUGACAACUUCUACUUCAAGAACAUCCUUGCCGGUAGGGGUCUCCUCAGCUCUGACGAGGUCCUGCUUACCAAGAGCGCGGAAACAGCAGCACUCGUGAAGGCGUACGCGAAUGAUGUGCAUCUCUUCUUCCAGCACUUUGCACAGUCGAUGGUGAACAUGGGCAACAUCAUGCCACUGACUGGGUCACAGGGGGAGAUCAGGAAGGACUGCAGGAGGCUCAACAACUAUCACUGA
Molecule: messenger RNA, 1218 nt
Organism: Triticum turgidum subsp. durum (durum wheat)
Lineage: Eukaryota; Viridiplantae; Streptophyta; Magnoliopsida; Poales; Poaceae
Source: the annotation of a GenBank genome assembly